Messenger RNA from Knipowitschia caucasica, 1203 nucleotides. The record is from the annotation of a GenBank genome assembly. Lineage: Eukaryota; Metazoa; Chordata; Actinopteri; Gobiiformes; Gobiidae.
AUGUCCCUACAAGUGGCGCUGCUGCUGCUACUGCGAUGCCUGGCCUCUGCGUGGGCCCAGUACGAACUCUGUAAGUCCCUGGUGAGCACGGACGAGGGCUCGGUGUGGGAGCAUUACGCCUGCCAGCCCAAACCCGCCGCCAUGAAAGACUACAUGCGCAUCAAGGUUGAUCCGCCCGGAAUCACAUGUGGCAACCCGCCUGAGCGCUUCUGCACACUGGAGAACCCGUACCUGUGCAGUGAUGAGUGUGACGCCUCAAACCCAGACCUGGCUCAUCCUCCGCAGCUGAUGCAAGACCGCGAGCGCAACGGCCUCAUCACCUACUGGCAGACGGUGACGUGGAGGCGCCACCCUGAGCCGCUUCUGGCUAACAUCACUCUGUCGUGGAACAAGACUCUGGAGCUCACUGACGACCUGCACAUCACCUUUGAGUACGGCCGGCCCACCAUCAUGGUGCUGGACAAGUCCAUGGACCACGGCCGCACGUGGCAGCCAUACCAGUACUACGCCGACGACUGUCUGGACAACUUCAACAUGCAACCAAAGCGAGUGCGGGACCUCAGCCCCACCAACAUCACCAGAGUCAUCUGCACAGAGCAGUACUCUCGCUGGGUCGGCUCCAAGAACGAGAAGAACGUCAAGUUUGAGGUUCGGGCUCGAUUUGCUGUGUUUGCCGGAGCCCGACUUCAGCAAAUGGACAAUCUGUACACGCGCAUGGAGAGUAUGAAGGGUCUGAGGGACUUCUUCACCUUCACCAACCUGAGGCUGCGGCUGCUCAGGCCGGCGCUCGGAGGCACCUACGUCCAAAGAGACAAUCUGCUCAAAUACUUCUACGCCAUCUCCAACAUCGAUGUCCCGGCCAGGUGUAAGUGUAACCUCCAUGCCUCACAGUGCCUCCUGGUGGAUGGGAACCUUCAGUGUCAGUGCGAACACAACACCACAGGCCAGGACUGUCAGCGCUGUAAGAAGGGAUUCAAGGCCAAGUCCUGGAAAGCCGGCUCCUUCCUGCCGACUCCAAACGGAACUCCAAACACAUGUGCAAUUGCGGGGUCCCCCUCCGGUUCAAUAGUCGAAGAUGAAACCGUGAGCGGAAUCCGAGAUGAAAACCCGCACGGUAGACUUGAUCACGCUGAGCCUGACACUCAAGGUCAGCGAAGGACCCCUGGAGCCCCUCGGGAAGAGCGCACGUUGCCCAUGAUGUGA